UAAAAUUUACUACAGAGGGUCAAAUAAAUUAAACGACGAGAAAAAAAUUAAAUAUAAAUUGGUCCGAGAAGUCGAAAACCUCCGCGGCCACGUGAGCACAAACUUUAUGUCCCUUCGCGGAAGUGACGUCAGGGAAGCGAUGGCGGCCCGUGCUGCUCUACCGUAUUGGCUUUAAACUGUUCUCAGAGGUGAGGAAUCGUGCGUGUUUUCUUCUCGCUUUCUCGGAGGCUCCCCGGAGGAGGAUAUCGCGUUUAACGCCGCGGCAGAUGGACAGUUGCGCGCCUGUCGGCUCUCGGCGGAACGGAGACGUUUGUUCGACACUCCGCUCGGUUUGACCAUCCUAGCCAAGCGAGCAUUUGAAGAAGACUUCACGGAGCCGGACGGACGAACUACCUCCCGAACGACAAAGACGUCCGCCGAAACGCUUUCCUAACGCGGGAGAAAGCGCCGCACUUUUGCGCCGCCCCGUGCGCUUCGCGGUUCGGGUCGCGUGAAGACGCGCGAGGCGCAUCGGGACGCUCCGGUGUGAAGUUGUGAAUGGUCGGCGGGGUCUCAUUUCCACAGGUGUGCCGUGUCGCUCUCGUCGGCGGUGUGAAUCGCACCUCGCGGACUCGGGUGUUAUGGUUGACAUGCUGAAGACGCGCCAGUGUCUGCUCGGUGUGCGCACUUUCCUCGGCGUGACCUCCAGGUUAUGGAGCUUCUUCUUGUACAUCCUCAGGAAGCACGUACGAAAGAUAAUCCAGUAUCAAACCGUGCGAUAUGACAUCUUACCGUUGUCACCCAUUUCCAGAAACAGACUCAACAACGUGAAGCGAAAGAUCUUAGUUUUGGAUCUGGACGAGACGUUGAUCCACUCUCAUCACGAUGGCGUUCUCAGACCCACAGUUCGUCCUGGAACGCCGCCAGACUUCAUCCUCAAAGUGGUGAUAGACAAACACCCGGUCAGAUUCUUUGUGCAUAAAAGACCGCAUGUGGACUUCUUCCUGGAGGUGGUCAGUCAGUGGUAUGAGUUAGUAGUGUUCACCGCUAGUAUGGAGAUCUACGGAUCUGCUGUAGCCGAUAAGCUGGAUAACAACAAGGGAAUCCUGAAAAGAAGAUACUAUAGACAGCACUGUACGCUGGAUUCAGGUAGUUAUAUUAAAGACCUGUCCGUUGUACAUGAUGACUUAUCAAGUAUAGUCAUUCUUGACAACUCGCCGGGAGCAUAUCGCAGUCAUCCAGAUAAUGCAAUACCCAUAAAGUCGUGGUUUAGUGACCCCAGCGACACAGCACUUCUAAACCUGCUGCCCAUGCUGGAUGCACUAAGAUUCACGGCAGACGUCCGAUCCGUCCUGAGCAGGAACCUCCACCAGCAUCGACUCUGGUGAUCGUCCGACCGAGGGCUUUCCUCAAGUCCGCUCUUCUUUUACUUAGUUUUUUCCAAUUGCUUCCCUACUUGACACCGGCCAGUCCAUUCCCCCUCGGCUCUCCGCCUCUCAGAACCGGCCUUGCGUGAGGGCCGUAGGGAGGAGAGUCUGUCCCGAACUCAAAGGGGAUGAAAAAAAGGCAAACUUUGUAGGGAAGCCCCCUUUUUUUUUUUUUUCCCCUACGUUUUUGUUUCUUUUCUCUUCUUCGAAAUGGAGUCUCUGCCUUACAGCUCUACCUAUGCUGAUCGCGUGUGUGAGUUAUGUCUGUGGUACGUGUGUAUGAGGACAUCUGCUGUUUUUCCUUUUAAAGACAUUCGAGGCAAGGGGAAGAAAAACAGACCUUUUUGUGACUUGCGUCUUCGAUCCCAGCCUGGGACGUCAUACCUCACUUCUAAAGGCGGUGCGAAUGGAGAUCGGAUUGGCUCAGAGUUGGCCACCAACACCCUGCACAUUGAAUAGAGCUCACUGGAAGAUGUUGAUUGGCACGGAUCAUGACAGGACCGGUAGAUUUCAGGGUUAUCAUGCUAGAGUUGUACAUGCUAUUAUUGAGGUACUGUCCGGGAAGACUUUUAAUGACUUCUGUGUGGUGUCCAAACUCGGAUGAUGGAGAUGCAUUCUGUGGCAAAUUCGUAAGUUUUAUUCUUCUGGUUAGUUCUCAUCCUGUUUUAUUCUCGGCGGUAAGUGAAUUUGUCACGAUUAUCAGGGAGGAUGUAAUAGAAUACGAGCUUUGAAGAAGCUGAACGACAGAUUUUAAGCCUUUCUGCUCUAAUUCUUCUCUACAGAAUGUAUGUGGUCGGUUAUGAUAUCCUACCACUUGGACGCCUUUUUACAAAUGUUUUUUUUUUCUUUCCUGAAAAUGUAAUAACGGCAAGACUUGAAUUUAUAAACUUCAAUGUAUUGAAGAGCUGACUGAGCAACAGAUACCUUUUUUUUACUGAAGGCCUUGUUGGUUUCUCUGCGCACCGGUCAGAUAACGUCAGUUCUAUUCCCAUCAAUCUAACACUUGUUGAGUCUCAAGGCAGCUUCCUGGGACACAAGUCCAUAGACCCGUGCACGUUACUAAUAAAAACGUGUCACUAUCCUGUA
Molecule: messenger RNA, 2492 nt
Organism: Puntigrus tetrazona (Sumatra barb)
Lineage: Eukaryota; Metazoa; Chordata; Actinopteri; Cypriniformes; Cyprinidae
Gene: ctdnep1b
Product: CTD nuclear envelope phosphatase 1b
Exons: 7
Coding region: 621-1367 (248 amino acids)
Molecular function (GO): protein serine/threonine phosphatase activity
Source: RefSeq, a predicted model, not a curated record